Messenger RNA from Malassezia japonica, 1713 nucleotides. RefSeq lists its product as uncharacterized. Gene Ontology annotation, biological process: mRNA splicing, via spliceosome; regulation of alternative mRNA splicing, via spliceosome. Lineage: Eukaryota; Fungi; Basidiomycota; Malasseziomycetes; Malasseziales; Malasseziaceae. The record is from RefSeq and is a predicted model, not a curated record. Gene Ontology annotation, cellular component: nucleoplasm. Bases 1 to 1713 code for a protein of 570 amino acids. The transcript is spliced from 3 exons. Gene Ontology annotation, molecular function: mRNA binding; N6-methyladenosine-containing RNA reader activity.
AUGGUCGGUCAUUUCCCGUAUCCCCCUGCUGUUCGCCCAGCCGUGACCCCCGAGGGUGUGCCCAACGACCCCGCGUACCCCCACACUCCUUCUGCCUCUGUCAACCUGUCUCCCUCUCUCACUGGACACCAGUAUGCGAAUCCAUAUGAGGCUCAUCAUCAUGCCAAGCAGAUGUACAUGCCGCCGCCCACUGCUGCUCCCGGCUACCCCCCCAUGAUGUACAGCGACGCGGACUCGCACAAUGCGCCCAAGCCUCAGGCUGUACCCGCCCCUUCGAGUGAUCCUCCUGUGCAUGCCAAGGUGUCAACCGGCCCGGCCGAAUCCACGCGCACCACCGCAUCGUCGGAGCAGGGCGUCUGCGCAUUUGUCAAUUAUGUCUCGGGCUUUGAUUUGGAUCGGGCCUGCGCCUACUUCCACGGCAAGCCGCUGCGUCUAAAGUCGUCGUGCCCCCGCUUGGUGUGUCGUCCGCGCCGGCUGGAGGACGCUGAAUACGCCGGCGUGGCUGCCCAGCGCGGCAAGGGUGUACAUACCAACUGGUACAGGCAGCAGCGCCAGCAGCAGCUGCAGCGCCAGCGGCAACAGUCCGAAUCGGGCGAUGCGCUUCCCGCCGACGCUCGUGGUGACAGCACUACCGAAGACAACGCGACGGGCAUGAGCGACUCGCGCUCAUUUACGUCCACCAAUUCUUCUCUUCUUCGCCAGCCCAUGUUUGCACACCGCUUCUUUAUCCUCAAGUCGCGCAACAGCGAUGCACUUACCACUGCGCUGCGUACUAACAUUUGGAGCACGCAAUCGCACAACGAACCCGUCCUAGACCAGGCGUUCAGGAACUCGGCUGUGGUGACGCUGCUGUUCAGUGAAAACUUCAGCGGUCAGUUCUUUGGAUAUGCGACGAUGUCGAGCCGUAUUGGCGGAGCGCUGCCUGGUGCCAACACCGCGUCGCCUGUUCGUCGUGCUGACAGGGACGAAAAUGGCGUGGGGCAGCCUGUCCUCGACCAUCCUCUGCCCAAAGACACAGACGAUGUGGCGGUGGACAAGGCGCGUCAGGCGGCGCCGGGCGAUUCGCCUACGUUGUUUUCGCGCUCGCCCAAGAUGGAUACUGCAGCACUGCACUCGGUUGCCAAUGGCUCUCCUGAUCGCACAGAUACCAAAGAGGAGAAAGAGUCGAACCCCUCGUCUAUCGAUUCGUCCAUUUCCGCAACGCCUUCCAUGAAUGCGGAGCGCGAAGCGAAUGAAGAAUGGGCUACGAAUGCGAAGCUACACAACCGCCGCCUCGACGUGUUUGAUGCACAGUUUGCGCCCGAUGAAUCUGACGAGAUUCGUGACAAGCAAGAGGGGCACACCCCAGCGCGUGCAGAGACUACGCUGGGACCCUCUCACGCACAAGACAGAGACCAGGCUCUUGAGCCAACCUCGUGCGCUGCGGAGCAGCGCGACGGCGCUCCGGGACCCAAAGAGCUGCCUGACUCUAUACACGAUACCAAGUCGACACAGCUGGGUCUUCCGUUCUAUAUCAGCUGGAAAAUCACCAAACCCCUGCCCUUCUCCGAGAUUCAAACGCUGCGCAACCCUUGGCGGGACAAUCGGCUGGUGAAGGUGUCACGAGAUGGAACGGAACUGGAGCCGAACGUGGGGAAACAACUAAUCAAAAUCUGGGAGGCCUACUCCAAGCCUACUUCUGAGAAAGACCCCGGCCUUGAAGGUCGAUCGUAA